This is a messenger RNA of Loa loa (African eye worm), 351 nucleotides long. RefSeq lists its product as hypothetical. The coding region runs from base 1 to 351 and encodes 116 amino acids. The transcript has 3 exons. NCBI's taxonomy places the organism in Eukaryota, Metazoa, Nematoda, Chromadorea, Rhabditida, Onchocercidae. The record is from RefSeq and is a predicted model, not a curated record.
AUGAAGGAACUGGAUGAGCGUUCUCUAUACAAAUUCAACUGGUAUGAUUGUCAGCAGGAAAGAUCUAGUAGUGAGGGUCAGAGGCAGGGAGCAAUUUGCCCAUUUCAAAAAAAAGAAAAAGAAAAAAGUUCAAUUUUAAGUUUAAAACAAGCUUUUCAGCUUGCUCAAUUUAUUGGCAUCACUUUCAAUCGAUUUCAUUUACAAAAGAAGAAAAAAAGAGAAACCAUCCCAAUGAGUCAGAUAUUUUAUUUGAAAAUAAUGAUUAGAGAAAAACUGUUGCAAGCAAACACAUAUACAUCUGCAACAAUUCGGUACAUACGAUUAAAAGUGUACAUAACAGAUUCUCUAUAA